Rhincodon typus (whale shark) is the source of this 1400-nucleotide messenger RNA. Its product is annotated as REX1, RNA exonuclease 1 homolog. Gene Ontology annotation, cellular component: nucleus. NCBI's taxonomy places the organism in Eukaryota, Metazoa, Chordata, Chondrichthyes, Orectolobiformes, Rhincodontidae. Gene Ontology annotation, molecular function: exonuclease activity; nucleic acid binding. The coding region runs from base 6 to 905 and encodes 299 amino acids. The transcript is spliced from 8 exons. The record is from RefSeq and is a predicted model, not a curated record.
GUGCUAUGCUGUACAAGAAGCUGAGCGAAUAUGUUUUAACUGAAGAGCAAUUACAAGAAAAUUGCUACCCAAGACCACAUCCAGAGAAGCCUGGUGUUGUGGUGCUUUAUAAUCAGGAUGUGAGAAAGAAUAAUACUGACCCUUUAAUAAGGGUUUGCUGUCGGUGCGGAGCUGAAUACAGUGUUUCUGUUAGCGGGGAUUGUAUCCGCAAAGAAGAGUGCAAUUACCACUGGGGACGGUUACGCCGACAAAAAAUACCCGGUGGCUGGGAAACGCAGUAUAGUUGCUGUGGAGGAGCAGUAGGAUCUGCAGGAUGUCAGACAGCAAAGCAACAUGUACAGGAUGGUCGCAAAGAAAAUUUAGCUGGUUUCAUGAAGACGUUUGAUAAAGAAAUGCCACCGGAUGAAAACCCAGGUAUCUUUGCAUUGGAUUGUGAAAUGUGCUACACAAAACAAGGUUUGGAGUUGACCAGAUUGACUGUUAUCAACCCGGAUCUAAAGGUGGUGUAUGAUACAUUUGUCAAACCAGACAACAAGGUCAUUGAUUAUAACACCAGAUUUUCUGGUGUAACAGAGGAGGAUAUGGAGAGUACGACAAUCACUAUUCGUGAUGUACAGGCAGUAUUACUGAACAUGUUCAGUGCUGCAACCAUAUUAAUUGGGCACAGCUUGGAAAGUGAUUUAUUUGCACUAAAGCUUAUUCAUAGCACAGUGAUUGACACAGCAGUUGUAUUUCCACAUCGACUGGGAUUGCCGUAUAAGAGAGCACUGAAAAAUCUGAUGGCAGACUACCUCAAACGCAUCAUUCAAGAUAAUGUUGAAGGACACGAUUCCAGUGAAGAUGCAAGUGCCUGCAUGGAGUUAAUGAUGUGGCGUUUGAAAGAAGAUGCAAAACUGAGAAGAUGACAUCUCCUGUCUUUUGUCACGUGUAAAGGACUGAAUGUUACCAACAAAAGUCAUAAAUAACAUUAUGUAAUACAGAUGUUGCGAUGUGUAAUUAUUUUGCAGAACAAAAGGCAGACUUUAGGCUGUUAAAAGAUGAUCCAGAACUGCCUUUUUUGUUUACAGUAUUUAUUUGUUUUUAUAUGUAUAAAGAUCUUGUCACACAAUUACUCCACAUUAGUAAAUGUUCAAUGACCACAUCUGACAUUUCUUUAAAGUGGCAUUCCAAGAAAUGCAGUCAUUCUUGCUGAUGAGUAACAAGUAUGUAUGGGUAAGUAUAACUCAACAAUACAGAGCCAGUGGAUUUUUUCAAAAAAUCUAAUUGAAGAAAAAUAUUUUGACUAUUGACCCAAAGAUAAAGUGUGCUUUUCUUAACUUUUCUGUUUCAUUUCUUCAGUGUUGUGUGUAAUGUGAUUUUCAUUGCUGAAUGGAUUAAAAAUCGGAUUCUUUUAUAUGUAA